ACGAUGUUGAGUUCGAGUUGAAUACAGUCGAUCCCUUUGUUCACAAAAUCACUUUGGCCGAUGGUUCACAGGGAUCUACUGAGAUUAUCUUUCAAGGUUGGCCGCAAACCUAGCAUUUUCCGCUUUUGAACUGAACCGAAAUUUUUUUUCUUCAUAUGACGAUUAACGUUUAUCCAGGCUUUUUUCGGCGAAAACUUUACCAGUUGCAAGAUUUCAAGACCUUCCAACGCCUUGGCCGAUCCACUCCCCCCAUUUCAUCUUUCAUACCCAAUAUCAGGAUUGACCACCUUGUGGACCAGUUACAGCAGUUGUACGGGACGCUGGGUAUCUCCAGCACAACCAUCGAGUGGAUGUGUCUGCAAGAUCCGCGUGCAAAGUUUACUUAUCAACGGCCACAACUGCCUGGACAGCAGUAUCCAGGUCUUGGCAUGAGUAACGAUAUCUUGACUUUAACAAUCACUAUGGCCCGAGAGCAAUCGCGAGACGCCGUUUGCGUUCAGCCCGACCAUUUUCACAAUGCGCUAUUCUUUCAGAGGAAGGGAUUCAUAUAUUUGAAUCCAGCGUACCAGGCUGUAUUUGAUGUGCUGUGUGGUACGUUUGGUGAAUUUUGAGCUAUGGAGUUCUAACGCUGACGAUGUUCCAUAGAAAACCUAGAGGACGAUAUCAGCACACAUGGGCUGGCCUAUGUGUCGUGGGCUAUCCAGUAUGGCUACGUGAAGGACUGCAAUGGAAGUGCAUUCAGGU
Messenger RNA from Umbelopsis ramanniana AG, 744 nucleotides. RefSeq lists its product as uncharacterized. NCBI's taxonomy places the organism in Eukaryota, Fungi, Mucoromycota, Umbelopsidomycetes, Umbelopsidales, Umbelopsidaceae. The transcript is spliced from 3 exons. Bases 156 to 611 code for a protein of 151 amino acids. The record is from RefSeq and is a predicted model, not a curated record.